UCGAUUUAAAGGAAGACGUCAUAAACUUAGAGUGACAAACACUCAUCCAUGCUCGCAUUGGAUGGAUUCCUCUGGUUUCUAUUCAUACAGGAAGAGCCAUCCGUAAUUCCUUCCACUCAGAAACAAUGAUGGAUGGCAAAGGAAAAGGAAAAGGAAAGAAGAAAGCAGAAGUCGAAUAAAAACAAUCCACAGUGGAUCUUCCAAAGAAUUGCCAGCCUCCGAUUUUCUCGUAACUUGCACUAUUUCCAGGCAAAUAUUGAUAUUGGAAUGUUUUCGACAAUAGACUUCCCGAGCUAUGGGACAGAAAUCAGUUCUGUUUUGGUUUAUGAAGCAAGCAAAUCCCUCAAUGUUCUACUAGUUACAGUAUACAUUUUAUGUCCUGAACUAUUGAACCCAUUCAGUACAAUGAUCAGGUUGGCUAUGGGGAUUUAUUGCAGAUUACGACGUCCCACUAAUGGUGCUUGUGUGGAAAUCUGUAUCUUACAUACCGGUAAACAACUUCCCAAGAGGGACACCAAGGAAAUGUUGAUUGUUGUACUUUACCACUUUGAUAACAGCGUCGCAUCUCAACUUUGCACAACCAAAGGAGUUCUAUCUGAAAAAACCAGUUCAUAUCAUUACGAUCUUCUUCUUUUGGGAUUCUUGGUCAUACGAUACAGUCUCAUUGGCUUCCUCCUUCCAAUGGAGUUAUUCCACAAUCUACAAUGCAUGCACACAAAAACCUUACCCUGCCUAAAACAUCAGGACUAUCUAUAGAUGUGAGUCGAUUCUGGUGUUCAAAACUAAUGCGAGGCACAAAAAGAUGGCCUCCUCUGUGGGUUGCAGUAAGGCAAUGGAAAGAGAUUAUCCCUUCAUUAUUGGACGCAUUUCUUGAAUGAGCGUACCAUGUUGUUCUCUCAUCUCAUUUCUACCUCAGCAACGGCAAUUUCAUUCAGAGUUUACGUAUAGUUUACAAGUUUAUUUCAAGUUUUAUCAUCAAACUGAACUGUAUAUUAUUUUAACCAUAGCCAAGGGAGACUAUUAUUGUAUUCAGAACUAGGAUCGAAAAACUGUUUUCUUUAUCUAUUUUCAUUUUUGGAGGGUUGGAGAGAGCAUAGUAAGAAUUGUAAUCUUCGUAAGAGACUAGCUUUUCUUUUCAUGUUUUCUUUUAUCACUAAAUUACACUGGUACACUAAUUUGUGAGUUAAUACUGAACUUUUGUGAUCAACUCAUAAAAUUUUCA
Cornus florida is the source of this 1222-nucleotide messenger RNA. RefSeq names its product putative boron transporter 5. Lineage: Eukaryota; Viridiplantae; Streptophyta; Magnoliopsida; Cornales; Cornaceae. The transcript is spliced from 8 exons. The record is from RefSeq and is a predicted model, not a curated record. Bases 133 to 756 code for a protein of 207 amino acids.